This is a messenger RNA of Populus nigra (black poplar), 1334 nucleotides long. Its product is annotated as transcription repressor MYB5-like. The record is from RefSeq and is a predicted model, not a curated record. NCBI's taxonomy places the organism in Eukaryota, Viridiplantae, Streptophyta, Magnoliopsida, Malpighiales, Salicaceae. Bases 167 to 1096 code for a protein of 309 amino acids. The transcript is spliced from 2 exons.
UCCCGCCGCCCAUCCCUAUACUAUUUACCAUCUGUCCACGUCCGACCUUUCCACUUCCUCUACCUUCACGGCCUUGCUACAUAGUACAUACCCUUCGAUUGUUCUUGUUCUUGGCAGAAAACAAGAUCACUGUAUUAAAUAGGGAGUCAAGAUAAUAUAACCAGAGAUGAGGAAUCUAUCCUCAACAACUUCAACAAGGAGCAGGAGUGUGCCUACACCAUGUUGUAGCAAGGUGGGCAUAAAGAAGGGGCCAUGGACACCAGAAGAGGAUGAGCUCUUGGCAAACUACAUCAGGAAAGAAGGUCAAGGGCGAUGGCGCACGCUCCCAAAGCGGGCAGGACUUCUUAGGUGUGGUAAGAGCUGCCGCCUCCGCUGGAUGAACUAUCUCAGGCCUUCUGUUAAGAGAGGGCGUAUUGCCCCAGAUGAGGAAGAUCUCAUUCUUAGGCUUCACAGGUUGCUUGGUAACAGGUGGUCUUUGAUAGCUGGGAGGAUACCAGGGCGCACAGAUAAUGAGAUUAAGAAUUACUGGAAUACCUGUCUCAGCAAGAAGCUCAUUAGCCAAGGAAUAGACCCUAGGACUCACAAGCCUUUAAAACCUAACCCCGAUUCCUCAGAAAUUGCAAAUGUUCCAGUCCAGAAUUCUAACCCUAAAUCUUCUCCACUGGAUGAGAAUGGGAGGGUCUAUCGAGCUGUAGCCACUAGGGUAAGUGAAAACUUUACAGGGACUAACCUGGAUCAGUCUCCUAACCAGGUUGCUGCUGAUGCUACCGAAAACUGGCCAAAUCGUGAUGGUUUUAAUAUGGGAUCAUUACAAAGUGGCCAUGGACGAAAAAAUGAAGAUCAUUUCAUUGAAGAUAUUGGAAAUGAGGACACUUUCUCCUCAUUUCUGGAUUCCUUGCUCAAUGAAAAUGUGUUCGUGUAUCAACAACGACAACAGUUACAGCAGCAAAAUAUGUUUGGACCUUCUUUUAAACUUGCGGUUUCUUCUUCACAAAUUCUCAGUCACGCAAACAUUUGGGAAGCUGAAGUCUCGCCUCCAAUGGCAGCCUUAGGUGACAAAGGCGUGGGUGGGGCUUCAAAUAGUCUUCCAGUUUGAACUCAAUCCUUCACCACAAGUGCUUAAAGAAAAUCAAACGGGUGUGAUUAACGGUAUGUACUAAUGUAAUUGUAUUGUGUUGUUCCAGUAAUUCAGUGUGAUUAUUAAAAUAUUCUUGCUGUUCGAAAUUCUACGUGUGAUGAUUGUUUAAGGUAAAAUGUUUCACGUACUAUAUGCAUUGCUGUAUAUGAACUUUGUUCCAUACUAGCCAAGCUCAAAGUGUUCUAAGUCUUGCAAA